AUGCCCCUGAUCGACAAAGGACUCGACCUAAGAUCGCUUGAUCUGAGACCCCUGCCUAACCUAAAACUUGACCAACCGAAACUUGGUCUUAAGUUUGAUAGUGAUGAGAACGCACUUAGAUUUUAUAAUGAAUAUGCAAGAAGAGUUGGUCUUGGUGUUCGUAAAGAGAUAUGA
This is a messenger RNA of Solanum verrucosum, 174 nucleotides long. RefSeq lists its product as uncharacterized. NCBI's taxonomy places the organism in Eukaryota, Viridiplantae, Streptophyta, Magnoliopsida, Solanales, Solanaceae. The coding region runs from base 1 to 174 and encodes 57 amino acids. The record is from RefSeq and is a predicted model, not a curated record. The transcript has 4 exons.